AUGACGACUCGCGGCCUCGCCCUCCUCCGGGCAGUCCGCCCUGCGCCGCGCCUCGCGCGCGCUGUGCUCCCGGCACGCAGCCUGGCCACGUCGGCACGAGUAGCGACCAAGCCGCUGACCUAUGCGCCUGGGCUGCGCGCGCACCACGGCCCUCGGGAGCGCGCAACGCACGAGAUCGCCGAGCUUGGCCCCGCGAACGUCGGACAGCGGGUCACGCUCUCUGGCUGGCUGUACUCUGCGAAGCAGAUCGGCGAGAAGCUCUACUUCUUUGGCCUGCGCUCGCCCGAGGGGCUGGUCCAGCUCGUCGUGCGCGACCCUGCUCUUGGCGCGCAGCUCGAGUCGUGGCCCCUCGACUCGGUGGUCCAGAUCGACGGCCAGGUCAUCGCGCGCAAGGCCAAGGCCAAGUCCGCGAGCAAGCCGACCGACGAGAUCGAGGUCGAGGUCAGCUCGGCGCUCCUCCUCAACCCGGCGCAGGCGACGCUGCCGUUCUACCCCAACCGCCCGCCGCUGGCCAACGACGACCUGCGCGCACAGCACCGCUACCUCGACCUGAGGCGGCAGGAGCUCGCGGACAACCUGCGCACGCGGAGCAAGGUGGCGCACAUCACCCGCAACUACCUGCACGAGCAGGGCUUCACCGAGGUCGAGACGCCGAUCCUGCUCAACUCGAGCCCGGAGGGUGCGCGCGAGUUCCUCGUCCCGUCGAGGGUUGCCGCCGGCGCCAAGCCGAGCUUCUACGCGCUCCCCCAGAGCCCGCAGCAGCCCAAGCAGCUGCUCGUCGCGUCGGGCGCCGUGCCAAAGUACUUCCAGAUCGCCAAGUGCUUCCGCGACGAGGACGGACGUAAGGACCGCCAGCCGGAGUUUACGCAGAUCGACAUCGAGAUGGCGUUUGUUGAUGGCGCGCCGCAGCCCACAGGGCCAGACGCGAUGCGGAGUACCUGGGCCAUUGGCGGCGGCCAGGUGCGCGACGUUGUGGAGGGCCUUGUGAAGAAGAUCUGGCGCGAGGUCAAGGGCGAGGAGCUCGAGGGCUGGUUCCGCAUCGUGCCGUACGACGUCGCCAUGGACGUGUACGGCUCCGACAAGCCCGACACGCGGUACGAGAUGUAUACCCUCCCGAUUGGAUACUACCCCACGCUGUCGGACGAGUCGCUCGACAAGAUCCUGGUCGACGAGCGCCCGUCGACCGUCGAGUGGAUGAUCACGCCAGCGGCCAUUGCCUCGGGCCUCGAUAUCCCGUCGUUCGCCGAGACGUCGCAGCGGAUCGACUACGUCCGCAUCACCGAGCAGAACCAGUUCUCGUGGGCCGAGGACAGCGUGCUCACCAAGCCGUACGGGUUCGCGUUCGACCCCACGCUGCCGGGCGGCGCGCAGCCAGGCGACGUGAUCUGGCUCUCGCAGCGGCCCAAGAUCGCCGAGGGGGGCUGGACGCCACUGGGCCGUCUGCGCACGCAGAUCGCCGAGGCGGCCGUGGCCAAGGGGCUGCUCACGCUGCCCGCCAACGCCCACUUCCUCUGGGUGACCCAGUUCCCGCUCUUCACCAAGGCAGACGAGGACAAGGCUGCGCUCUCCCGCGGCCGGUGGGCUGCCUCGCACCACCCCUUCACUGCGCCCGUUGCUGACGACAUGCCACUGCUGGAGAAGGGCGACGUCGCCGCCGUCAAGGGGCAGCACUACGACCUCGUGCUCAACGGGCAGGAGAUUGGCGGCGGCUCGGUGCGUAUCCACGACGCCGCGCUGCAGGAGUACGUGUUCCGCGAUGUGCUCGAGCUCGACGAGGAGGAGGUCGGCCGCUUCGGACACCUCCUCCAGGCGCUCAAGAGCGGCGCGCCGCCCCACGCAGGCAUCGCCCUCGGGUUCGACCGCCUCGUCGCUAUCCUCUGCGACGCCAAGUCGAUCCGCGACGUCAUCGCCUUCCCCAAGACGGGCACCACCGGCGCCGACCCCGUCUUCCGCUCGCCUUCGCCUGCCGCGCCGUCAGUCCUGCUCGAGUACGGGCUCAAGCCGGCUGCUGAGCCCAAGCAGACCGAAGCGGAGAAGCACGCCGCGUUCGAGGCCGAGGAGAAGAAGGCCAAGGCCGACACGCCCGACAUUGCCAUGGGCGAUCUGCUCAUGUAGGGGACGGCGACCCAGUAGACAUUGGAUAUCAUGCAUCACUCAUACAUUAGAG
Messenger RNA from Vanrija pseudolonga, 2167 nucleotides. RefSeq names its product Aspartate--tRNA ligase (gene aspS). The transcript has 3 exons. Gene Ontology annotation, molecular function: aspartate-tRNA ligase activity; nucleic acid binding; ATP binding. Gene Ontology annotation, cellular component: cytoplasm. Gene Ontology annotation, biological process: aspartyl-tRNA aminoacylation. NCBI's taxonomy places the organism in Eukaryota, Fungi, Basidiomycota, Tremellomycetes, Trichosporonales, Trichosporonaceae. The record is from RefSeq and is a predicted model, not a curated record. Bases 1 to 2115 code for a protein of 704 amino acids.